Iphiclides podalirius (scarce swallowtail) is the source of this 366-nucleotide messenger RNA. NCBI's taxonomy places the organism in Eukaryota, Metazoa, Arthropoda, Insecta, Lepidoptera, Papilionidae. The record is from the annotation of a GenBank genome assembly.
AUGCGUGAAUUCUACAUAGCCGACUCCGUCCCCAACGUUCAGUGGCUGAGCCGGCGUCCAUUAGAGGGGGGCACCCGUCGGGCCGCGUGCCCGCCGAGUGUAGAUUCGCCGCCGUCGGUCGCGGCAACCCUCGAGAUAAUAUCACGGGCCCGAUGCGAAGCCGGCGUGUGUCAAGCGGGGCGCGUCACUAACUCACCAGUGCGCCGCCGCCUUACGCUUACGUCGCGUAUCAUUCGCACAGCGGACUCCGCGCCGAGCACACGUCCCGACCGCACGGAACGCGAGCGCUCACACGAUCAGCUGUUCGCGAAAGCGAUCGCCCGCGCCCGCUUCGCCGUCCAACUCCCCGGCGUGCACCCGUCGCCG